Caenorhabditis angaria is the source of this 1060-nucleotide messenger RNA. The record is from the annotation of a GenBank genome assembly. Lineage: Eukaryota; Metazoa; Nematoda; Chromadorea; Rhabditida; Rhabditidae.
AUGAAUCCAUUUGUUAGCAAUGGAAAUACAUUGAAAUGGAUGUUUGAAAAUGUGAAAGAUUUGGAUGAAAAUGGAAAAGAUAGUGAGGAAUUCAAGAUCGGACCAACUAAAUGGUUUGUUAUUUUAUAUGAAUUCAAAAUUUAGAGUGCUACUUUUUUCCAGGAAGAUUAAUGUUCUAACAUAUAUGGAGAAUGAUGUGAAAUAUUUAUCCGUGUACUUAUAUUACGUAGAAAAUGAUGUAAUAGAUAAAAAUUGGAUUUGUCAAACUGAUCGAACAAUAACAUUGGUUAAUCAAAAUGAAAAUGGAAUUGAUGUAUCUAAAAAUACUUCGAUUAGUUAUUCAAACAAUUUUAAUGAUUGGGGAUGGAGUCAAUUUUAUAAAUGGGAUGAUUUGUUGAAAUAUGGAUAUAUGAAGUAUGAUUUGAUUAUUAUUGAAGUUGAUUUGAGCUUCAAAUAUUAUGAUUUCUCAAAGAAUGUUCUGAAUCUCACUGAUACUAUUCUCAAAGUCAAAGAUACGGAAUUUUACACAAAUAAAGGGGUUAGUUUCAAAAACUACUUUUUGAUUUUAUCGAACAUUCUUCAGAUUUUGUGUAUGAAAUCUGAAUACUUUUAUGAUUUAUUCAUCAAGCAAAACUACAAUGAAAAUGUGGUUGAAAUCAAAGAUGUUGAAUUGGAUGAUUUCCGAUUCUUUUUGGCAUCAUUUUAUCCAUUUUUCGAAAGCAUUCAAAAGAAAAAUUAUUCGAAACUUAUCGAAUUGGCGGAUAAAUACAAAGUUUCAACUUUACACAAAAAUUGUGAGAAUUAUUUGUUGAAAGAUGUCAAAAUUUGUGUGGAAAAGAAGUUUGAAUAUGCGGACAAAUAUGACUAUAAUGAUUUAAUGGUAAGGAUUGUUGAAAAUCGCGUACUUAUUUAACCAAAUAUAAUAUAAUUCUAGAAACAAUGCAUCAAAACUUUGGAUACAAUUCAAAAAAUCAAGAAUAUUCGGAAAUCGGAUGAAUUUUAUAAAUUCAAAGAAUCAACCAAGCAUUUGAUUAUGACUAAAGUUUUGGAUUUUGUUUGA